UCGCCUCUCGGUGUGGCGUAUGACAUUUAAAGUUUCUUCCUUUCUUAAGUCAUCUUUUGUCAGUUUCGUUUCAAUCAUUACACACAAACAAAAAAAAGUAUGGAACUUCAUCAAGUACGUCUUCUAGCUAGGAUCUUCUUCUUCUUCAUCUUCUUGACAACUCUACAACAUUCUUGUUCUGCUCGGAUUCUUACAACAAUCUCCAAGCCUGAUAGACAUGACUACGCUGCUAGUGCUCGUUGGCUUGUCUCUCAGAACAUCUGGGGUGUUCUUAGCACACUAUCCAUUGACCAUGAAGGUGCUCCGUUCGGGAAUGUUGUAUCGUUUAGUGAUGGUUUACCGGAGAAAGGCAGCGGUAUACCUUACUUUUACUUAACAACUCUUGAUCCAACUGCAAGAAACGCACUAAAAGACCAGAGAGCUUCACUUGCAAUCAGUGAAUCUCCCAUUGGAACUUGUAAAAGUGAUCCAAUGAAUCCUACUUGCUCUAAACUAACCCUUACCGGAAAGUUGCUGCUAUUGGAUGAAGGAUCUAAAGAAGCAGAAGUAGCCAAAAAGGCUUUAUUCACAAAGCAUCCAGAGAUGAUGGAUUGGCCUAAGGAUCAUGAUUUCCGCAUCUUCAAACUCGAAAUCACAAAUAUAUUCCUCAUAAACUGGUUUGGUGGAGCUAAACCUAUCACAGUAGAUGAAUACCUUCACGCUAAGUCGUAAGUAACAAUGCGUGAACCUUUUAAAAACAUCGGAUCAAAGUCAUUUCCUCCUUAUAAUAAAAACUUACCGGAAUAUAGCAAAUGGUGAAGCAAGAAAAGUUGUAUAUUAAUGUGUGUUUGUAAUUUGGUUACAAAAGAUAUAUCAAAAGCUUUGUAAAUUACCUCAUACACACCAAGUUCAAAGGUAUCCAAAUCUUCUGCUAUGGAAAAACGUUGGUAAAUGUACAUUUUGUAGUUCAUGAUUUAAGAAUUGGUGAUAAGGUUAUGACA
This is a messenger RNA of Capsella rubella, 980 nucleotides long. RefSeq names its product protein CREG1. NCBI's taxonomy places the organism in Eukaryota, Viridiplantae, Streptophyta, Magnoliopsida, Brassicales, Brassicaceae. The transcript has 6 exons. Bases 100 to 711 code for a protein of 203 amino acids. The record is from RefSeq and is a predicted model, not a curated record.